Messenger RNA from Miniopterus natalensis, 2083 nucleotides. Lineage: Eukaryota; Metazoa; Chordata; Mammalia; Chiroptera; Miniopteridae. The record is from RefSeq and is a predicted model, not a curated record.
GGUUAAAGAACUUUUUUCUUCUUUGGGAGUUGAGUAUAAUAUCUUGGAACUUGAUAAAGUGGAUGAUGGGGCCAGUGUUCAAGAAGUGCUGUCAGAGAUCACUAAUCAGAGAACUGUGCCCAGUAUUUUUGUGAAUAAAGUACAUAUGGGUGGAUAUGACCAAACUUUCCAGGCACAUCAGAGUGGUUUGUUACAGAAGCUUCUUCAGAGAGAUGCGGCAUAUGAUUAUGACCUCAUAGUCAUCGGUGGUGGUUCUGGUGGUCUUGCAUGUGCUCAGGAAGCUGCCAUUUUGGGAAAGAAAGUAAUGGUGCUAGAUUUUGUGGUCCCGUCACCUCAGGGUACAUCCUGGGGUCUUGGCGGUACUUGUGUAAAUGUAGGUUGUGUUCCUAAGAAACUGAUGCAUCAAGCUGCCCUUUUGGGGCAGGCAUUAAGUGACUCAAGGAAAUUUGGCUGGGAGUAUAAUCAACAAGUGAAGCACAACUGGGAGACCAUGGCAGAAGCUAUUCAAAACCACAUUGGCUCUCUAAAUUGGAGCUAUGGGAUGUCUUUGAGGGAGAAGGCUGUGGCCUAUGUAAAUUCCUAUGGAGAAUUUGUUGAACACCAUAAAAUAAAGGCAACCAAUAGAAAAGGACAGGAGACUUAUUAUACUGCUGAAAAAUUUGUCAUAGCAACAGGUGAAAGGCCACGGUAUUUAGGAAUCCAAGGCGAUAAAGAACACUGUAUUACUAGUGAUGACCUUUUUUCUCUGCCUUACUGCCCUGGCAAAACAUUAGUAGUCGGGGCAUCCUAUGUGGCUCUGGAAUGUGCAGGAUUUCUUGCUGGUAUUGGCUUAGAUGUCACAGUUAUGGUGCGGUCAAUCCUUCUUCGUGGCUUUGAUCAAGAAAUGGCAGAGAAAGUGGGUUCCUAUAUGGAACAACAUGGUGUUAAGUUCUUAAGAAAAUUUAUACCUGUGAUGAUUCAACAGUUGGAGAAAGGUUUACCUGGAAAGCUGAAAGUAGUGGCUAAAUCCACGGAAGGACCAGAAACUAUUGAAGGAGUGUAUAACACAGUUUUGUUAGCAAUUGGUCGUGAUUCCUCUACAAGGAAAAUAGGCUUGGAGAAGAUUGGUGUCAAAAUCAAUGAGAAGACUGGCAAGAUACCAGUAAAUGACAUGGAACAGACCAAUGUGCCCUAUGUUUACGCUGUUGGGGAUGUUCUGGAAGGUAAACUUGAGCUCACUCCUGUCGCCAUACAGGCAGGCAAGCUGUUGGCUCGAAGACUUUUUGGGGGUCGUUUAGAAAAGUGUGAUUAUGUUAAUGUUCCAACUACAGUGUUUACUCCCCUGGAAUAUGGCUGCUGUGGAUUAUCUGAAGAGAAAGCUAUUGAAAUAUAUAAAAAAGAGAAUUUAGAAGUAUAUCAUACUUUGUUCUGGCCUCUUGAGUGGACAGUAGCCGGCAGAGACAACAAUACUUGUUAUGCAAAGAUAAUUUGCAAUAAAUUGGACAAUAACCGGGUGAUAGGAUUUCACAUUCUUGGGCCGAAUGCCGGUGAGGUUACUCAAGGAUUUGCAGCUGCAAUGAAAUGUGGGCUCACGAAGCAGCUACUUGAUGGCACCAUUGGAAUUCACCCUACAUGUGGUGAGGUAUUCACCACUUUGGAAAUAACAAAGUCAUCGGGACUUGACUUCUCCCAGAAAGGCUGCUGAGGCUAGACCCGCUGCUAUCUAGUCUCCCUUGUCUACUCCCAUUUCUUUCAAAGAUAACGCUCUCAGAUGAAGUGCGUGGGGCCCAGUGCAGGGCUUUCUUCACAGCACGCAGAUGAGAACAUAGACAAGGAGACGGGCAGCAGCGGGUGUCUGCUCAGCAGUCUCAGCUGACUGGUAGAGGCGGUUACACUGCUUCCUUGACGUCUUAGCUCGGAACCUCCAUGUGAAGUGAGCUAAGACCGAUGCUCUUUCAAGUCAGAGCUGAGCUUUUAAUCACAUAACUAAUCUAAAUCAAUUUUUCUGGUUGCAAGGGUUUUUAUCUCCUUGCUUUUGUUGUUUCUAUGAAAAUAUUUUCUCAGUUAUGAAACUAUAAAAUGGUGAUCUUCCAGUGGCGUGGAA